AAGGUACCGGCCCACCAUGGUCAACUGGAAAGAGCUGUCAAGUACCAGGCUGUACUAGUCUCGCUGCGGAUCACCAUGCGGGUUGCGUGUCAGAGACGGCGAGAUUCUACUGCUGGGGAGAUUCCACCGCGGGACCAUGAUUGCACAGCCAGUGCUGUAGUUGGUCUCCUCGUUCGUCAUUUGUACUGCCUCCGGGACACAUCGUUGUUUCUCUCCUUCCUCGUUCUAGCUGGCGGUGGCGGAUGUGGAAGAUUCUUGGGAACAUUUCUAGUACCUGUCGCCGCGCGACGCUGCCGGACCCACGCCGACUGCCAAGGAAACUGCACGGAGUACAUUGCUCGUCCAUCCACAGCGACGAUUACCGCAUCAUCAGAAGCCAGCACCGCAGAUCCGCCGGCUUCAACGACCGAGACUGCCACUACAAGUCCCAGUGCGGAGCACGCGGCGCCACGCAGGGGGUACUGCACCGCCGAGUUCGCAGGCUACGGGCAUUCCGGCUACUGCAUUUCCGAGUACGAGGACCGUGAGCAAGAAAUAUGUCACCCCCAAGCUGCCCACGUGCCGGAAGCGCACCUGCCCGCCGUCGAUUCCUGGCGCCGACCGGUUAUCCAAUGCGUUGGACGGGACAACAGCGCAAGAGACAAUAAAGCAACCGGGGGUACUUCUAUUAGUGCGACGGCAAUAGCCAAUUUAGUAGUUCCAGCAAGCACCUCCACGGGGGUCGUAAAUAGCGGGUCUACAUCAACUGCUGCCUCGCCGUCCGGCGCGUCCCUGGACCUCCUCCCGCAGCCCGUGCACUACCGGUCUGGAUUUUACACAUCUUUGUUCACAACCACCACACCACCGCCGUACAAUGCGUCCGCAUGGGCUGCGGCUACGCCCUACGGAAGCAAGCCCGAGACCACGAGCCCGCCGCAGAUGAUUUUCAAGCCCUUUGCGGAUCGCCCGAGACACGUUUUUUUGCACGAUACAGACAAGUGUGCGGACGAGGGGGAAGAUUGCUGCGCCUCGGAGGUGUGGGGCGAGCCGCAGAAGUGCGCGGACGGCUACAUCCCCAUCCCGAACAUGGAGGGCGUGUGCAGCAGCAAGAACGCCGAGGAGUGCAGCGCGCUGCACGGCGGCGUGGGGUGCUACGGCUGCUACCCCCCAGGACCAACAAGUAGCGAUGACUUUAAUGUAGUGGAUCAAGUUAUUAAUAUUAUUUCCGAACAGAGCUCGUGUUCAUACAGAGUUUUCUAGUCUCAGUUUUUGUUUUUUGCCUUUUUGUGCAUGUGCCGUGCUGGCUACUUAUGGUUUUUCUAGUGCAAGUGAGUGUUACACUUUCUGAUGGAUUUGAUCGGUUUGUCAGGUCACGACGGUUCGAAGUGCGCGAACACGGGCGGCGACUGUUGCGCGCACGAAAGCUGGAAUCUGUACCAAUCGUGUGAACCCGGCUACAUGAUUGUGAAGAUGCCGGAGAACGGGUUCUGCAUGAGUUCCUGGGACGAGUGCCAGUACAUCGAAAACGGGAUCGGUUGCUUCGGGUGCUACCCCGAAAGCUUGAAGUUGCUGCAGACCUACUUUUUGAGCGAUCACGACCCCGGCAUGUGCGACGAUCGUCACAACGACUGCUGCGCGUCCGAGACCUGGGGCGAGGAGCAGCGGUGCAAGAGUGGGUUUGUGGCCGUACCGAACCCGCCCGGACAAUGCACCACUGCGGCGGAGUUCUGCAAGCACUACCUCGACGGCAGCGGCUGCUUCGGGUGCUACGCGGAAGCAACGCUACCGCCCUGGUUCCUAGGCAGCCGGGACCCGGAGCCACGGAGGACUUUGCUGCGAGGUGGGGGUGAGGAGUUUCUUCGUGCGAAGGACCGCAGGUUUAUCUUCCGCACUGAGAGUGACAAAUUGUUGCGGACAACUAGGGCGACAACAACGGAUACUAGAUCAGUGACGAACUACCAACCGCCAGAAAGUGAACAACAGCGCUCCUUGACCACUGCGAAAGAGUCUUCCGGUGCACAGGUGCAAACGUUUUGUGCGAAGGACGAAAAUGAUUUUGGUGUGGCGAAAAUUCUGAAUUUUGCCGACGCAGGGUGCACACAACCGCUCUCCCCGGUUGCCACAGGUAACCACGUGAUUGGUGGCGGCAACCUAGUGCUCUCUGACGCGGGGAUGUGCAUCGAGUGGAAGGGCUCGGCGUCCUCCUACGGCUAUACCAGUCUCUGGCCGGAUGCGAAAAUCUACGCCAGAAUGCGUGCGUGUCGGGCGCUGGAGGUUCCGAGUUCUUCUUCGUCUGCAACGGAGCGGAGGGUCUUAACUAGUGGGAUGAAUGCCGGCGCAGCAGACGCUGCGACUCCAGUUGUAGAGAAUACCGAUGCAGGUGUGGUCACACCGCACACCUUCGGCCCUCCCCGUCUGGUCGCGGACCUGUACCGCCGGCCGGACUGCGUCGGCGCGCCUACUUUGGGUUCGCUGCCCCUGGGCGAGUGUUUCCAAGUGACCUCCAACGCCGUGGAUGAGCUCGGACGGAAGCAGGUGCUGAAGUAUUACCAAAUGGUCACCGAGUGCUACGCUGCAAACGGGGAGCAGGUGUUUCCGGGUUCUGGUCAAUGGAAGGGCAAUGGAAGUGGGGAAGACGAUGACGCCACGAAAAUCUUGACGAAAAAAAGUUUCGUGAUUGGCGUCGUUGUUAUUGGCUCGCUGCUCUUGGCGUUCGUGCUGCUGUUAGUCCGGAGCUUUUAUUGCGGGAAAGGUGUUAGAGGGGCUACAGGGAUAAAGAAAAGCAGCUCAAAAAGUGACCCGCUUGAUAGCGGUGGUUUCAACAACAAACCGGGCAGCGCGGCCACGACGGGAGUAAUGGGAGGUAGCGAUUUCUUCAGUUUAGAAAUUGACAGUCCGAGCAGCGAGUUUUUGACAGCAGCGCGGGGACACCAGCAACAGCAGCAGGGGGCGCGGUCGUUCAAGUUGUUUGACUCCGAAGGGGUAUCGCCGAUAGGUCCAGUCGUCACGCCGCAGAAGCCAUUCGUGAGCGCAACGAACUCAAGAAGAAAUAACUUCCAGUAUAAUUCGGGGAAGUGCAGCAGCUUGUCGGCGCCAUCUGACGUGCUGGUGGUGCAAGACGUGUGUAGUUGUAACACGACCUUUAGUCCAUCACCGCAGUUGGAAGAAGAUGCGAGCAGGCAGCAACGGACGAUGAAGCCGUUGCAGCGACCGAGGAACAUGAGCUACGAAGGCUACCAGAAAUGGAGGAAGGCGCAAAAGGAGCAGGCGAAGAAAAGUUCGGAGUUGGACGGUGAUGACAAAAGUUGUAGAACAGCAGGCCGGCGAGGACCUCCAGGCGCUAAUGCCACAACAGCUUCAAGGAAGAUGGAUUUUAGAACAGAGGAGCAGGAAACGAAGAGAUUUUCCGUCGCAACAAGGACACUUGAAAUAAACCAGUCUGAAAAUAACCAUCUCCGAAAGGUACCGACACCUUGUCGCACUACAGGGGAAAAAACAAGAACCCUGCCCAUGGGACGAGCUCCGCCGGCGGGGCGAGCACAGCAGUUUUCUUCCACAGUCGACCACGGUUUUUCUCCAAGAGACCACGGCCAGAGUUUCGACCGUCAACCCUCCAUGCAAAUCGCUGAGUCUUCGUCUCCGCUUUGUUCCAGCAACAGUCUAGUGAAAUCACGACAGCCUUUUUCGCCGCUGCAAAUUCGCUAUGGAAAAACUCUCGGAACAACUGCAACAUCUCCCGGGGAGGGCGACAGUCACAAGAAAAGCGUGGUCCUGUGUCGCGGCCACGCUCCAGAAGAAGAAUUUCAAUUACCUGUUUUGCCGCAUACACCGACACUGUUGCAGCACUCGGACCCCAUUUUGAAGCACGAGCCGCCGGUAAUGUGGGUGAGUCCGAGGAGACGAGCAGGGUACGCAGUGGCAGUCAGUCCAACCGCAUGGGAUGAGAAGUUCAAGUAUUAGAUAGAUGAAGAUGUUGGAACAAGUCUCGGCUUUAAAUGAAAAAUAAAAAUGCUUCUUUUUUGAAGAGAGACCACAUGAGCAACGUUUUGGAGCAUGCAUGAUGUAAGAUGUUUUUCUUCCCAGCGAAGCGUAUGGUCACAUUAUUCGUAAAAGUCUCAUGUUUUCGAUGUAUGAUAACCAAGUUCGGAGCCGCAAAGCUCAUUGCUUCCACAGCAAAGCAAAGCAAAUGCAACAGAUUAGGUUUCUAGACGCAAUGGCAUCAAUGGCGUACU
Molecule: messenger RNA, 4211 nt
Organism: Amoebophrya sp. A120
Lineage: Eukaryota; Dinophyceae; Syndiniales; Amoebophryaceae
Source: the annotation of a GenBank genome assembly